Molecule: messenger RNA, 1558 nt
Organism: Gymnodraco acuticeps
Lineage: Eukaryota; Metazoa; Chordata; Actinopteri; Perciformes; Bathydraconidae
Gene: mixl1
Product: Mix paired-like homeobox
Exons: 4
Coding region: 18-1040 (340 amino acids)
Biological process (GO): endoderm formation; regulation of transcription by RNA polymerase II; endoderm development
Molecular function (GO): DNA-binding transcription activator activity, RNA polymerase II-specific; RNA polymerase II cis-regulatory region sequence-specific DNA binding
Source: RefSeq, a predicted model, not a curated record
AUAAUACGAAGAGGAACAUGUCUUCAACUCAUGGGAAUAUGCGAGUCGGGGAUCUGUAUCAUUUCCAGAUGUAUCACGAGGGACCUUUGCAGACGAACAGCACGGUGAACUCAGAUUAUGGAGCUCCAGAUGUGACCAACUACUUCAACUCUGCGAACUCUGCGCCAAGGGCAGAGAAAUGCGUGGCAAUACUGACCCACAGGAGAAAGAGGACUAACUUCACCCAGCAGCAAAUCGAGGUGCUGGAGAAAGUUUACUCGGAUACUAAAUAUCCUGACAUCUACCUGAGGGAGAGACUGGAGGCUCUGACCGGGCUUCCUGAGUCCAGAAUUCAGGUGUGGUUUCAGAACAGAAGGGCCAAGUCUCGUCGCCAGGUGGGCUCCUCAGGGUCUAUGAAGGUCCCCACACCGCCAGCAGCGAGCCCAUUCAGCCAGCUCCAGAGCAGGAUGGGCCCAGAGAAAGUGUAUGACAACAAUCAUGGAGCCGAGGCCCAAAGGAUUGGAGGUUUUGGACUGGAGGACAGUUUCAGACCUUCCAUGCACCAGAGCACAGAUGACCCUCACAGAACCAGCAUGCCCGCCAAGCCCAGCAGCUACGAACACACGCCUGUCUCCUGCCUCUACGACAAAGAGGGGUCGAGAGCAAAGCCUGAUCAGAUGCAGCGGCACAAGCUGAGCGUCAACGUGCCGUGCUGUAACGUCCACCUGUAUCCCAAAGAGAACGAGCAUCAGCCCAAGAUGGAAGCCAACAUGCCCGCCAACCAGGGCCCGAAGGUUCUGGUGGAAUAUGACAACUUCCCCCCCAACAAGACCAUCGGCCCAGAGAUGAAAGUUGUGAUUCCUCCCAUUCCCUCGCAGAAUAACUUCAGCAGGUCAUCGCCGAAGGAUAAUGGAUGCCAAAUCCAGUAUCCACGCGUGAUGUCCGCAGGAGAUCGGUUCAGCCACUUCUCCCCGAUCCACGCCACUGAGGCGCAGGAUUUUACCGACUCUGACUCUGACUGGGAAAGCGAUGCCUUGGCAGGCUUUGGUGGCUUUAUGUGAUGUAUUAUAACAGCUGAUAUAUAUACAGCUACGUGUAUACGUGUAGAGCAGUGCUUCUCAAAGUGUGGUCCGCGGACCACUGGUGGUCCGUGAGCGCCCCCUAGUGGUCCGUGAGUAUAUUGGUAACAUUUCACAUUUGAAAUAAAUAAAUAAAUUUAAGUUUUCCGCACUCUCGCGGGAAUAUCUCCGCAAUGGAGCGAGCUUAAGUUUCACUUUCGAUUGCAUGAUAUAGCCCAGCGCAACACCUUCAUCACACAUGUUGCCACUUGUUUGUACCAUUUUCAGGCGAUUUGUAAUCUGUUCUAAAAAAACGAUGUGUUUUUGGAUAUUUGUGGAGUUAGGUGGUCCGCGAGUGUUUUUUCAUUGGUUAAGUGGUCCUUGGUAUGAAAAAGUUUGAGAAACACUGGUGUAGAGGCAGUAUACAAUUGUUUGCAAAAAAGGAAAAUGUGUAUUUAUUGUAAAAUAGUAAUAGAAUUGUAGAAAAAUAAAUGUUGAUUAAUAAAUACUAACAAAUACAA